Molecule: messenger RNA, 517 nt
Organism: Moneuplotes crassus
Lineage: Eukaryota; Ciliophora; Spirotrichea; Euplotida; Euplotidae
Source: the annotation of a GenBank genome assembly
UUAUAAAAUAUAAUAAAGAUGUUUGCGAAUAGGGUUUCAAGACAACUAUUUUACCAAAACAAGAGGUUAUUCUCAGUCACUCAGAAGUUGGCCAAGGCUGAGCUCACUGUGCGUACCCCUUAUAGAACAAUUUUUGAAAACUUUGCUGAAUAUACAAGGAUUUAUGUCUGGACUAUUGAUGGACUUUUGGCCAUUGGAAAUAGAUCUAACCCUAGAGUCUACCUUCUCCCUCCCGGUGAGAUGGAAGUCACUGGUAUGGAUAAGGGAGAAGGUAAUAAUUUUACUGGAAAUGAUGGUAAACUUAUCCAUUCAGGCGGAUGGCUCUUUGUCCAUGAAAAUAACUCAAUUGAAGUCAAUUUCGUAGACGCAAGUGAGAAGGAAGACUUUGAUUUCGAUAAACUCACACUUCCAGAUGGCCUUGAGUCUGACUCUGCUGCUGGUAAGGUCGCUGCCCAGUUACAAGAGAAAACUUUCAAGAGAAUUAUGAGAGUGAGAUAAUUGCGUGAUAAUAAUAUUA